GUCAACAACUUGUUUACCGUUUACUCCAUAAUUUUUCUUCUGGUAAAUUUGAAUUUCGGCGAAUAUUUGAGAUGGGUGAAGAAGGUGAAUAUGAAAAUGAACAUAUAGAAGUCUCGAAAAAAGGGCGACAUCGUAAAAAAUUACUUUACAAUUCAAUCUUACAAUUAAUGGAAUUUUACUUCAGUGAUUCUAACCUUGCUAAAGAUAGAUUUCUUUCACAAUUAAUUAGUGAAAAUCCAUUUGUAGAUAUAAACAUAUUUUUGAAAUUCAAUAAAAUUAGAAAAUUAAACUGUACUCUAGAUGAUAUACGAAAAGCAAUUAGUAAGUCCGAUAUGAUAGAACUAUCAGAAUGUAAAGAAAGAAUAAGAAGGAAGAUGCCGAUAAAAAUUAAUGAAAAUGUAGACAAUUGUACAAUAUAUGUUGAAAAUAUUAAAGCUGAUGCUAACCAUGAGUGGGUUUCACAGAUAUUUUCAGAAUUUGGAAAUGUGGUUUAUGUUUCAAUACCAAAAUACAGACAUAAUAAAACAAACAAAGGUUUUGCUUUUGUUGAGUUUGAAGAUGAAAACAGUGCUAAAAAUGCUCUUACAUACUUUGAGAGUAUUGGGUGUAAAAUGCCAUCAGAAACAAACCCAGAGAAUUUAAAAAGUAUUCAGACAUUUCAGGAAAAAGAUGCAGAUGAUUUAACCAAUUCAGAGUAUGCUACUGAUACAAAAGCAAACAAACCUGAGGAACUGCUAUCUACUACAAAGAGGAAGAAAGAGGAAGAUUCAAAUGAAUGCAAUAAAAAAAGAAAACUGGAUUGUCAGGAAACUAACAAAGAUCAAAUAGAAAAUAAUGAAUGUGACAAUAUAAGCAAGUCUGAAGAAGAUUCUAACAAAAAAAUAAAAGCGGACACUGAUGACUCUGAUCCAAAAACAGAUCAUCAAGAAAAUAUGGAAUUUGAAGAUACUGAACAUAAGAAGAAGAAAAAGCACAAGAAAGAUAAAAAGAAAAGUAUUAUUAAAGAGAUAGGUCUACAAAUUUUAUCAAAGCCAGAAUGGAAAAAAAUGAGAAAUAGAUAUUUGGACCUACAGAAAAAGAAAAUGAAGGAAUUCAAACAAUAUUUAAAUAAACCGAAAUUCAGUCAGAAACAUGAUAAAUUCAAGAAGGGGAAUAUUGACAACCAACAAAGCUCUCAAGAAGAAAACCAGAAGGAAGAGCCGAAUGUAAAAUUAACAUUUUUAAGUGGAGUGAUUGUAAAAGUGACACUACCAGAACCAGUGAUAGAUGCCAAAAAAAUAAAGAACGAAAUCAAGUCAUUUUCAUCAGAUAUUAAAUACGUUGAUAUACCUGUACCUGCCGGCUGCGAGGAAAUUUUUGUAAGAUUCUCUAGUUCGGAGUGUGCCAAAGAAUUUUGCAAUAAAGAAUAUCCGGGUGACAAGACUUUGUUGGAAGGAGAUGAAGAACAAAUGUAUUGGGAAAAAAUACAGAAUGACCGAAUCAUAAAAUUUUCAAAAAAUGUUAAAAAACAAAGAGGAAGAGACAAGCUUCUGAAGAAAGCGGAGAAAGAAAGGGCUAAGCAUAUUAAGUUUGAUGAAGGGGAAUGAUGAUUUACCAAUGUUUUGUAUUUCUAUAAAUGUAAGUUUCUAUAGAUUUAAGAUUAUAUAGAUAUAAGAAACAUUUAACUUGUUUACUGUAAUUGUAAUCAAUAAAUAAAGAUUUAGUUUGAUCGA
This is a messenger RNA of Diabrotica balteata, 1712 nucleotides long. The record is from the annotation of a GenBank genome assembly. Lineage: Eukaryota; Metazoa; Arthropoda; Insecta; Coleoptera; Chrysomelidae.